CAUGUGUUUUAUUUUGAUCUCACUAAAUAUUAAGUACUUAUUGUAAUAUAGCAAAUGGGAUUUAAAAUUUGACUAAUCCCCAAUGAAAUGGAAAUGCCAUUUUAAUAUUGUCUUUGCGGAUAAACGUGGGUUAAAUCUAGUCUCACUUUAGAUCGAUAGGGGGCGGUAGUGGUCUUUGGAAAUUGUUCCUCUACAUUGAAACGAAGAGUAAGACCAAUGCAGCGUUCGUGAUUUUCGAAAAGAAACUUCAACAAAGACUUAGAAAUCCACAUCACAGAUGUGGAUUAAUACACUUUCUAAAGAGGGACGUGUCCAGCAUUAGUUGUAGUCUUAGUAUGUUUUGCCCUCUCCUUAUGCAGCUAUACACCUAUUUGGUCGACAUUGUCCUUGCUGGAGUUUUUAAAUGCAGAAAACUGAAGUGAACGCAAUUGUCAAGGACACCCUGAUUUCCCAUUUUUAUCAUAGGUCACAAACGCAUCUGGAGAAGAGAAGGCUGCUUAAAAUAGCUGCUUAAUGACUGCGUGAAGAUGCAAUUGGCUCUUAGUAAAACGUUUGGCCAGAAACCAGUUAAAUUCCAAUUGGAGCAAGAUGGAGACUUUUACAUGGUUGGGUCAGAGGUUGGAAACUACCUGCGCAUGUUCAGAGGCUCUCUGUAUAAACGAUAUCCAUCUUUAUGGAGGAGGCUGGCCUCGGUGGAGGAGAGGAAGAAGAUCGUAGCAUCAUCACAUGCCACUAGUGUUACUCUGCUGAAGGCAUCAGAAUGUGAAGAGAUCUUCGAGGGUAAUGAUGAGAAAUACAAGGCAGUGUCCAUCAGCACAGAGCCCCCGGCUUACCUCAGGGAGCAGAAAGCAAAGAGGAGCAGUCAGUGGGUUCCCACACUGCCCAACAGCUCUCACCAUCUCGAUGCUGUGCCUUGCUCCACCACCAUCAACCGCAACCGAAUGGGCCGUGACAAGAAAAGGACCUUCCCUCUGUGCUUUGAUGACCACGACCCUGCAGUGAUCCAUGAGAACGCAGCCCAGGUAGAGGCGCUGGUUCCCAUUCGUCUAGACAUGGAGAUUGACGGACAGAAACUGCGAGAUGCCUUCACGUGGAACAUGAAUGAGAAACUGAUGACCCCAGAGAUGUUUGCAGAGAUUUUAUGUGAUGACCUGGACCUAAAUCCUCUGGCCUUCGUCCCCGCCAUUGCCUCAGCCAUUCGUCAGCAGAUUGAGUCCUACCCCACUGACAGCAUACUGGAAGAGCAGGCAGACCAGAGAGUUAUCAUCAAGCUGAACAUCCACGUGGGGAACAUUUCUCUGGUGGACCAGUUUGAGUGGGACAUGUCAGAGAGAGAGAACUCGCCGGAGUCAUUUGCACUGAAGCUGUGCUCUGAGCUCGGUCUGGGCGGAGAGUUUGUCACCACUAUCGCCUACAGCAUUCGCGGUCAGCUCAGCUGGCACCAGAGGACCUAUGCCUUCAGUGAGAACCCACUCCCGACAGUAGAGAUCGCCAUCCGCAACACAGGUGAUGCAGACCAGUGGUGCCCCCUGUUGGAGACCCUCACAGAUGCCGAAAUGGAGAAGAAGAUCCGAGACCAAGACAGGAACACAAGGCGCAUGAGACGACUGGCCAACACCGCUCCCUCCUGGUAGAAAGAGACAUGAAGCUGCAUCAGACAGACGGAGACUCCUGUUACUCUGAAAUAAUCAAGUAAAUACUCAGAGUUACACACACACUCGGACAGGUGGUCCGUCUACAUGGACCCCUCACUGACUGAACACAACACACACAUCCAGGCAUUCCUCCACACACAGUCUACCGUCAUCAUGUUUCAGUCAUAGCAACACUUCAAAUCUCACCAACAUCAGUGUUUGUCAUUGAAGGAGGUUUACACAAGUCACUGUCACACGCAAUAUUCACACUACACGUAUCAAGUCAACACACUUGGCAUUACAGUGACUGAGUGUAAUAUAUCUGUAUGAAUACGAUAUGGACAGCGUUUGUGUAACAUCAUCAGCGAAACUCUUUUAACAGUCAUUUCAAAUUUAUCACAUCUGUUACAGAGCUCUGUCAUUUUAUCUGUCUACCAAAGUUCCAGUUGAAAUGACAAAAUGAUCUACGAUUGAGCAGUGUAAUUUAGAUCCUGUUCUAAUUGACAUCUCGUACUGCACUAUGGGUGUUUUUCACAGCAGACAUUUUGAACACAUUGGAAAGGAGAAGCAUAGGUAGAGUGACGAACAUUAAUGUCGGCUCUGUGUCCCAGUACUGACUUAUUAAGCUACAUAGAAUGAAGUAGUUUGUAAGAUUAAUGACAGCUGUGCUUUUCCAGCCAUGACAAGUCAAAGAUCCCAUUUAGAGUGUGUGUGUGUGUGUGUGUGUGUGUGU
Molecule: messenger RNA, 2367 nt
Organism: Anarrhichthys ocellatus (wolf-eel)
Lineage: Eukaryota; Metazoa; Chordata; Actinopteri; Perciformes; Anarhichadidae
Gene: smarcb1b
Product: SWI/SNF related BAF chromatin remodeling complex subunit B1b
Exons: 9
Coding region: 528-1634 (368 amino acids)
Biological process (GO): chromatin remodeling
Cellular component (GO): nuclear chromosome
Source: RefSeq, a predicted model, not a curated record